Merops nubicus (carmine bee-eater) is the source of this 7675-nucleotide messenger RNA. RefSeq names its product prune homolog 2 (Drosophila) (gene PRUNE2). The record is from RefSeq and is a predicted model, not a curated record. Lineage: Eukaryota; Metazoa; Chordata; Aves; Coraciiformes; Meropidae. The annotation marks the transcript as partial. The transcript has 6 exons.
GACUGCGUGUUACACAGGAGUCUCAUUGGUCAUCUGAAAGCAUUCAUCGAUAAAUAUGGGCUUGAUGUACUUGUCAUUUUGACCAGCUGUUUGUCAGAUGAGAAGCGAGAAAAACGACAAAUAGCAGUGUACACGGAAAACUUGGAACUAGGCAAUCAAAUCUGCUGUGAAUUAGAAGAAUGUCAGAAUCCUUGUUUGGAGCUGGAUCCUGUAGAAUGUGGAUGUGACCAAAUUCUCAUUUAUCAUCAAGAGAAUUCUUUGGUGACCGUUGAUCAAAUUUUUCUUCUAGUUAAGGAAGUCAUAAAUAGAAGACAACCAGAAAUGGUAUCAAACAGUAGAACUUCUUCUACUGAAGCUGUUGCUGGAAGCGCUCCACUUUCACAAGGAUCUUCUGGUAUUAUGGAGUUAUAUGGUUCUGAUGUUGAACCACAGCCCAGUUCUGCCAAUUUUAUAGAAAACCCUCAAGAUCUAAAUGGAUCUAUCCAAGCCCACGUUGAUGUUAAUGCAGACCUUGUGAGUCCAGACAGUGGACUGGCUACCAUUAGAAGCAGCCGGUCUUCCAAGGAGAGUUCUGUUUUCCUUAGUGAUGAUAGCCCUAUUGCAGAAGGUGCUGCUUCCCAUCACAGUCUUCUGCCUGGCUUUGAUUCCUAUAGCCCUAUUCCUGAAGGAACAAUAGCUGAAGAACAAAAACCUCAGUCUAGAGACAAUAGCGAUAACUUUGAUCUUUUCAAUUUUGAUCUAGCACCUGUGGCUACAGCUCCAUCCGAGUCAUCUUUUCAUUCUGUUGAUUGUUCCCCAGCAGAUGACUAUUUCCUUAAUAGUGAUUCAUCAGAAGGACAACAACUCACUGUGCAAAAAAAACUUAAUGAGACAAACCUGCUAGAAAAUGAUACAGCAGAUUAUUCAACUGACUUACUUAUGACAACAAAUGAGGAAGGCAAUUUAGCUGACUUUGAUGAGAAUCCGGGGGAAACAUGUGAGAAAAUUUCAAGUUUGAUUGAUUUAGUUGAAGGUGAUCCUUCUUCACCAGAAAUGUUGAAAUCUGUUGACUCAAGAAUUCCACCAACUCCUAUGAACAGUCUCGUAGAAACUUCACCAUUAGAUAAUGGGCAGCCUUUGUUUUUCCCACAAGAUGUCAUUAAAAAAAUUAAUGAAAUAGAUGGUGCAAAUUAUUCUCAAUCUCGUGUUAGAUAUGGGAGCUGGUGGGGUGGCUUUGACCUAGAGUCCAGAAAUGCUGAUACAUGGGGUUCAAGUGAGCAGGAAUCUGUAUUUCAGAGCCCUGUCUUAUGGAAAGAUUGUAAAGAAAGUCCCUUGCUACAAGAACAUACUGAUAGACGAGGCUCAGAUUCUGUAUUUCUCCAAAAACAACCAAACCAAAUGGAAUAUAUGAGAGCAAGUAUGUGGAAUAAUCAGUUUAAACAAGAUAAUUGGAGCCGUGAGAAUGAAAAGAAAAAUAAUGAAGAUUUGCUUUUGCAAACCACUUCUUUAGAGGAGACAAAGCAGGAACCAGAGAGCUUUACUGACCCGUGGAAGGUCACUCAGCCAACAUCUAUGGUGUCAGAUGCAUGGUGUAGUGGUGAAGGGAAAGAUAAUCAGUUAGCUGGAGACUCCUAUGAAGUUUGGACUAAGUUUGAUGCAGGAGAUACUGGUAGAUCCUCAGAAAAUGUAUGGAACAUAACCAAACCGGAUAGAGAAAAAAAAUCAGUGAACACUCAUCAGGAAUGGGCUAUAUCAAAAGUGAGUUUAUCAAAUUCUUCAGAAAUAACAGAAAACAAUGAGGCUGAAAAUCCACCUGCUCAGGUAUCUCCAGAAUCCUGGGAUAAAGAAGGAUAUUAUUCGGUAGGAGAAUAUGGAAGAUCUGAAACUACAAAUUCUGUUUUCAACAAUAUGCAAAAUAAUUCUAAGCUGGAAAUGGAGCAAGAAACUUUAUUUGGUGACCCUAAACAUAGGCCAAAACAAUUUGAAAAUAUAGAGACCUGGAAUAUGUAUGAUAAAAACAUCAGGAAAGAAGUUACAGAAAUAGUGGUGCCAUGGGAGGAUACCUUCUUUUAUAAACACACAGAUCUUAGUUCAUCAAACACAGGGGAAGAUUUGGUGGUUUCUCCACCAGACACCAAUUAUUCAACAUCUGAUUCAUACAUAUCGCCUACAUACAUAGAAGACGAAAAAGAAAACGAAGACAAAGAUGUCAAUGAAGAAAGAAAUAUUGACAAAUUGAUAACCCCAGAUUUGGCUGAGCCAAAAGUAGUUGAGAAAGCAAAUAAAGAACCAUUAUCUGCUAGCAACAUGCCUUUUUCAGGUGCCAGAAACACAGACAUUUGGAACACUCCCUUAAAUAACGUCACCCAGUUACAGGAAAGAAAUUCUGAAAUUGUUGCUCUUUCUGCCUCUUCUAAACCUUUUCUUAAUUCAGAACAAACAGCUAAUCAGUGCUUUUCAACUGAGACACAUACCAGUGAAAAUAAUUUUCCUAUAUCUGAAAACAGAAGAAUAACACUGGUAUACAACCAAACAGUGAAUGACUUAUCACCACCACAGAAUGAAUUAAAUACUACACACAAUGCAGCUGAAAAUGUAGAAACAGUGAGCAGUAUUCCUGUAGAAGACAUAGACACAUCUACACCAACCUCAGACACUGGCAAUGGUUUGGAUCUGAAAAUAUGUGACUUACAGAGUGAGAUACUUAGUAAGAAGUCAGCACAAAACAGUGCUGCAGUUGAUGACAAGCUGGAUAGUCAGGAUUCAGUGCAGCAGCUGAAACAGGGUUGUGAGGAAGGCUGGGACAAUACCAUCAUCCUCUCUCAGGAAGGAAAAGAGGAAUACAGCACAACAGAUGAGCUAAGUGGACAGCAGAUCAUUCGUGACAAUUGUAAUAAACCAGUGCAGCAGGACAGUGAAUCUUCAUGUAAUGCAGAUUCAGAGGAAAACAGGUCAACAAACGAAGUUGCAAGCUCCCCAGAAAAAAUGAGCAAUAGUGUUAGCUUGGAAGCAUUAGUCACAGAGAAUGAGUCAUUUCCCCAUCAAACUAAUGCAGUUAGUCAGGAAGAGAGGAAAGACUUGUCACAAAAUAAUGUGGCAUCUUCUUCAAGUGCUUCUGAGGAAGGCAGGAAUUAUGAAUCUUUUGAUGAUACCAGACCACAGAAUUACAAUUAUAGUGAAACAUCACAGCUGCUUUCUGAGAAAGCUGAAAAUGAGACUACAGUGAUAGAAGAUGCAACAAGUCCUGAGAUGGAAAGUAUCUCUGAAAGUUUUGAUAAGGGUAGUGAUAAUGAAAAUAAUUCUUCCAAAAUGCCCAGAAGCUCUGGCAUCUGGAAUGAUUCUGGUAAGAGUAGUUGUUGCCUAGCAACAUCCAUUCCUUUGGUGAAUGAUCCACAAGAAGCACUGGACGAAGUGAAGGAAGGCUUACUUGAAGUGGUUCCUAACCAUGCAGGCAAAUGUAAUUCUGAGUUAGUAUCUUUUAAAAAUAUCUCAGAACUGAACAGGACUCAUGAAAAGCCUUUCACAGAUGAGUUUAAGAAGAGUUCUUCAUCAGGAUAUGUCAAUGUUCCUGACAUUACAGAUGUGUCUGUGGUGGAAAAUCUGUUUUCACAUGAAAUAGGUUCUGGGAAAAGUGAAGACUCUGAAAAUUUAGAAUCUGCUAAUAAUCUUUGCCAAGAGCCAUAUGUAAUGUUUAAUGACAGUUUUCCUCAAACUGCUUGGGAUUCACAGCCAUGUCAAGAUUUACAGUCUCCUGGAACAAGUCCUGAGGCAAGUGAAGCCCUUGAAAUGGCAAACACCGCAAGUAGCCUUUCAAGGGAUAUACAGAUCAAAAGUUAUUUGGAAGAAGAUAAUGUGUGGAGUGAUUCAAUAAAUGAUUAUGCACACUCAAGUGGAACAAGUCCAGAUUUAAGUGAUACAUCUGUGAAUAUGUGGGGAGACCUUCCAGUUACCAGUCAUCACAAAAGAAGUGGGGAUACAUGGGAUAUUAAAAAUAAUAAAAAUCCUGAAAAUGUUUGUAAAAUAAAUGAAUUUGGGAAUGAAUGUGAAGAAGAAUUUGAAAAAAGCUCUGAAUCGAACAAAGUUCCUAAAAGCUUAGGGUUUUGGAAUGCCCAUGUAGAUGAUGAUACUGUAUCUUCUUUAUCAAGUCCUGACAUAAAUGAGAAUUCAGAGAAUUCAGAGGCAUGUUCUGAAGUGAUUCAUGAAGAUUCCACAUAUAAAAACAAACAGCACAAAGCAUCUGAAUUUGGAGAGGAUUAUGCUCAAUCCAAUGCAACAAUUCCUGAAGCAAAUCAAGACAAUUUACAUGUGAAAACCAAGGUAGGAGAGGAGGUCCAGGUAGGCAUCCUCAGUGAAAAUCCUGAAACAACUAAAGCUAGGAAAGUAUUGCAGGAGGACUUGACUACAGUGGAGUGUAAUGAGACUUCUGAAUAUUUAUGUUACUGGGAAACACUUCAGAAAAAAACUCAGUUGAGUAUUCUCAGUGAAAAAACAGGUAGCGGAGAAGACUCAUAUUUGCAUCAAAUGGAAGAAGACACUACACCAACUUUUGCUGUUGGUGAUAAAGAAAAGUAUUCUUCAAAAGCCUUAGAUACAUGGAGUAUGUCAUUGGAAGCUGAUGUAAGAGCUGAUCCAAAAUCCACAGCAGGAACAUUUUGUUUUCCAGAUGAUCAUUCAGAAUGGUGGGAUUCACAACGUUGUGAAGAAAAGCGAUUGGAAGAUCAGUAUUCUGUUUCAAGUCACUCCACAACAAACCAGUUAACAAAUAGUAAAGAGGGCUCCUGGGGAACACCUUCACAAGAUGAAGAACUAACAGAAUCACGUUUUGCUGAUGCAAGUAGUGAUGGAAAUCAGCCUGCCCCCCUGAACUGUGAUGAGAAAGAAAAUGAAAGGCUAGUACAUCCUACGAAUAUUCCCCAUGGUCAAAUAAAUCAAGGCACUGUACAAUUCCAACAGUUUGAGCCUUUUAUACUGGAUAAAGAGGAAAGGGGCUUGAAAGAGCACUUUUCUACAGAUGAGGAAGAUCACGUGACUCCACAGAACUCUUUUUCAGAUGAGGAGCAAGUUAUGCCAAAUACAUCAGUUCAAGAAAUCACUGUACUUGGUCUACCAAAAGACAGUAAGAGAAAUAUAAGUCUCAUUCCUCAAGAACAACAGCCGGAUACUUGUGAAAGAUUAGAAUUGCACAACUCCCUGCCAGAUGCUUUCACUGUAGAAGGCUUAUCUUUUGAAAUGACAGUGAACUCAAGUCCAGGGCAGAGUGUAUUAGUUCCCCAAAACACAUUUAUCCCAGAUAUUUUACAGGAUAAUGCAGAAGAAAAUAAUCAUCUGCUUUCAAUGGAACCUGACCUGUGGACUAAUGCUGAGCAGAUUGUCACUCUGAAACCAGAUGGUGAAAAUCCUGAUAUAUUAAGUCACUGUAACCAAGACAAUAGUUCAGAGGCAUCAAGCAGUCCUGAUGUGUGCCAGGAGUAUGAAGCUAAGCAUGCCUCUAUCCCAUCUUCUCAGGUCGGGGUGGAACCUGUAAAAGAUAGUCAGCCAAUUCACACAUGGUCCAAUAUAAGUAAAGAGACAGAAUUUGGUUCAAAGUGUCAGUUAGCAAUGCAGAAGGUAGAGACACAGUCCAAAAGUGGUAGCCCUCAGGACUGUGAAGAGGGAAAGAUUGUUGAAUCCUAUCAGCUAAUGUCUUCUAAUAGUCAAGGGAGUCCUGAUUUUGCAGUUUUGGAAGAAUAUGGUCUAGAAAACAAGCUCGUUACUGACCCAGCUGAGUCAGAUGAAAUUAGUGAUGAAGUUUUAGGAGUGAUGUCCUUAGAUCUGAAAGAAAAGUUCCAUGAAAGUUUUACUUCUGGAAGCUAUCAGGGAACACCAACUGAUGUAGUCCAAAUAGCGACCUCUCAAAUGCAGUUGGUUCCCAUGGAUUUCUUUUCAACUAAUAGGGCAGAACAAAGCUUAAGAGAAAUUAGUGCCUUGGCUGAAGUUGGAAUAUGGAAUACUGACCACACAGCAAUAACUACUGAUGAGCUAGACGUGUCAGAAGAAAGUGUGGAUGAAUCCAAAACAGGCAUAGAAUAUAACGUCAGGAACACAACAGUGACUAAUGUCCCAGCAGGCACGUGUGGUGGAAUGAACAUGCUGGCAGUAGUAGGCAGCGAAGCAGCAGAAGGGGAAUCAAGGGAUAAACGGAUACUCUUCCCAAAAUCCUUUCUUCCUGGUGGUAAUGAAGGCCUUGAUUCUGAUUCUAAUAGUCAACUGGCUAAUGACACGGCAAAAGAUUCUGAAGGUAUAAUUGAAAAUUAUGGUUUUGUGUUGAAGGAAGUGGCCAGUGACCAAUCACCACUGGUGUGUACUCCACUGUCCUAUGUACCUUUUGAUGCUGAACCUUCUGGCAGCAGCAAGUGUUCAAAGAAUAAGCUCUUACUUGAGCAGCCAUUUUGUGACAGUGUUUCUUUGGAAAAAAAUUUACCACUGCCAGCUCCUUUGAAAGGUGCAGAAGGCAUCCUAAUGACUGACGACAGCAACAUUCAGGAUCAGGUGUCUGAAACAUCCACAGAGUGCCUUCAGAAAAAUCACGUAUCAGUACCUUCACUCUCCAAGCCUGAAGUAACUCUAGGAGCUUCUGAGAUUGCAGUAGGAAAAUCUGAAGCAGAAACAACUGAUCUUGACUCACCGGCAGGUGGAGAUAAAAGAUCACCUGAUGAAGCUGGCACUGCUUCCCUCCUUCGUAGGGAGAAUAAUCUGAGAAACCCCUCUGAAAGCCCUGAAAUAAGAAGUACAGAGGAUAAGGAAGAUGUAAGGAUGCAGGUGGACCUACAUCCAACUUCACUGGACAUGGCUUACAUCCUUGUUUCCAAGCAAGAAAAUAUAUGUUCAACUAAGGAUACCCUUGAAAGAAACAAAAGUGAUUUUGCAUCUCAAGAAACUAAUGCAGCUGAACAAAGAGAAUCUCAGGAAGGCUUUUCACUGGACUCUUCUGACACCGUUCAGCCAAUCUCCAUUACAAAAGAAAGGGAAGAUCAUACUGUUUGUGGAAUUGAAUGGGACUCUGUUCACCUGGAAGAGAAAAGUUCUUCUGUUGAGCCUCAAAAACUGCACGAUGAAAGAUCACAGGAAGGCUAUGACCAAGAUGAGGGCUGGAUUAUCUUGGGCCAAAAUGAAGUCAAUGACAUAUCACCUGAAGAAAUUUCUGCCAAGUCAGAGAUGCCAAAAUCAGGGUCUGAACAUUCUGGCAAAGAAAUGGCAGCUGUUGUAGCACAGGAAUUGAUUCUUGACACUUGGACAGAAUUUCAGGUGGUUGGUGGUGAUGGCGCAUGGGAAGAAAAUCCUCAGCAGAGACUUGGAAAUAAUGUAGCAACAGAACAAGAAAUGAAGGAGGAAGCAGUGCUUCUCAACAGUGAAAAAGUACUAAGUCAAAAAUCAGGGCUGGUACAAGAGGAUGUGGGAAUGGACAUCCCCUAUGAUGAGAGUGUACUAAGCCCCAGUUCUGCAGAGAUGAGACCAGAACCUCCCAAUUCUCUUGAUCUAAACGGUUCCCAUCCCAGAAGGAUAAAGCUUACUGCUCCAAAUAUCAAUCUCUCUUUGGACCAGAGUGAAGGGUCUAUACUUUCUGAUGAUAAUUUGGAUACACCAGAUGAAAUUGACAUCAAUGUAGAUGACCUUGACACUCCUGAUGAAGCAGAUUCUUUUGAAUACACUGGACAAG